UUUUUUUUAAUCUAAACGAAUAUCAGAGUUAGCGGACCGACGUCUUUAGAGUAUCAGCUGCUAGUAGCUUUGUAGUUCGAGCGGCGCGUUGACCGUCAGACCGUGGUGCGGAUCGACCGAACCAAGCUAACGGGUCUGUGGAGCUGCGCAGGUCUCAGCAGCUCCCGGUGGUCCUGACGGCGGUAUGAGUCACGGCUAUGGCGGCGGCGGUGGUAGAGGCAGAAAAGGAGGUCGAGACUUCAGAGACAGCAGCAGAGACCGACAGGACCGAGGGAGAGGAAGUUCCAGGGAACACACUUCUGACUUUGACCAAGACCGAGGAGGCGGAUCUCGGCAUCCGCCACAUCUGAAGGGCCGUGAGAUCGGCCUGUGGUACGCGCGGUAUGGAGCCAUGAGGAAGAAGCUGGCUGACCGCAAAUCGCGGGCAGUAGUCCAAAUGGAUGAAGCCAGAGAGCAGCACAUAACCAAGCUUCUUAACUCGGUCCAGAAUGACCAGCCUGGACCAGCAAGAAACUCCAGGGAGGGUAGGGCCUCCACCUCUGACAAACGAUUUCCAGCUGCCAGUCAAACUGACCACUGUUACUUUGAUGGAGAUUUGCCUGAUGAGGAUAAACAGAAGAUUGAAAUCAAAUCUGAGGAGGAGGAGGAAGAAGAAAUUUAUGAGGCACAGAAGAAAGCAACUCCCACAUCACAACGUUACUUCUCUCAGGUGGUUGCUAAAGAUGAACCUCCAGACAGCUGGGAUGAGGAAGGACAGCAAGAGGAAGAAAAGGAGAAACUAUACAGAAAAGACAAGGAUCUGGAGUAUUUAUUUCAGGAGGCCACAAGAGACCGUGCUCUGGAUGAGUACUUGAAAAGAGACCUGUUGAGCAAAAAAUCAGAUCCAAAGUACCAGGACAUGCUGACAUUCAGGGAAAAAUUACCUUCCUUCAACAAGAGGGAGGAGCUGUUAGAGCUGAUCUUCUGUAACCGGGUUCUGGUGGUCAGUGGAGAGACUGGAUGUGGAAAGACUACGCAGGUCCCCCAGUUCAUCCUGGAUGACUACAUCAACCGAGGGAUGGGCUCCAUGUGCCGGGUGGUCUGCACACAACCCCGUCGUAUCAGUGCCAUCUCUGUAGCAGAGCGUGUCGCAGCAGAGAGGGCAGAAAGUGUUGGGAAUGGAAAUUCUUGUGGCUACCAGAUCCGCCUGCAGUGUCGGUUACCACGGAGACAAGGCUCUGUACUGUACUGUACAACGGGCAUUAUUCUUCAGUGGCUUCGCUCAGAUCCGUUGUUAUCCAGUAUCAGCCACCUAGUUCUGGAUGAGAUCCAUGAGAGGAACCUACAAUCAGAUGUUUUGCUCACCAUUGUGAAGGACCUUCUGUACCGCCGAGAUGACCUCAAGGUCAUCCUGAUGAGCGCCACACUCAAUGCAGAGAAAUUCUCUAAGUAUUUUGACAAAUGUCCGAUGAUCCACAUCCCUGGCUUAACUUUUCCAGUUGAGGAGUUCCUGCUUGAGGAUGUUGUGGAAAUGACAAGGUAUCGUCCUCAGAACCAGGACCGUCGCUCCUCAUCUAAAAGAGGCUUUUGGCAGGGGCGCCACUGCAGUGUUGAGAAGAAGGAGAAAGAGGAUGAAUACAAGGAGAGUUGGCCUUCUUAUGCACACACACUACAACGCAGAUACUCUACCAACACCAUUGAGGUGCUGGAAAUGUUAGACAAUGAUGAGAAGAUUGACCUGGAGCUGAUAAUUGCACUUAUUCGCCAUAUUGUGCUCAAUGAAGGAGAUGGCGCGAUCUUGGUGUUUCUGCCCGGCUGGGACAACAUCAGCAGUCUGAAUGACCUGCUUAUGGCUCAGCAGAUGUUUCGAUCAGACCGCUUCAUUAUCAUCCCUUUGCACUCCCUCAUGCCAACUGUUAAUCAGACCCAGGUAUUCAAAAGGCCUCCUGCAGGAGUUAGAAAGAUUGUGAUAGCUACAAAUAUAGCUGAGACCAGCAUCACCAUAGACGAUGUCGUUUAUGUGAUUGAUGGAGGGAAGAUUAAAGAGACUAACUUUGACACCGUCAACAACAUCAGCACAAUGAAAGCAGAGUGGGUGAGCCUGGCCAAUGCCAAACAGAGGAAAGGACGUGCCGGCAGAGUGUGUCCGGGGAAGUGUUAUCAUCUGUACAAUGGUCUAAGAGCCAGCCUGCUGGAUGCCUAUCAAUUACCAGAGAUCAUGAGAACGCCACUCGAGGAGCUCUGCUUGCAGAUCAAGAUCCUGAAGCUCGGCCCUAUAGCUGAAUUCCUACAAAAAACCCUUGAUCCUCCCACUGAAAGGGCUGUGAAUCUGGCCAUCAAGAACCUCAAAGAUCUGAAUGCCCUCGACCAUGCAGAGAAUCUGACUGCGCUGGGUUUCCACCUUGCCCGUCUGCCCGUGGAGCCUCACAUUGGAAAGCUCAUCCUGUUCGGAGCUUUGCUGGGGUGCAUUGACCCUGUACUCACCAUCGCUGCUUCCCUCAGCUUCAAAGACCCUUUCUUCAUCCCCUUGGGUAAAGAGAAGGUGGCAGACAUGAGGAGAAAGACACUGUCGAGAAACUCUAAAAGUGACCACCUCACGGUUGUCAAUGCAUUCCAGGGCUGGGAGGAUGCUAAACAGCGUGGUCCGAGGUAUGAGCGGGAAUACUGCUGGGACAAUUUCCUCUCUGCCAAUACACUUCAGAUGCUGCACAAUAUGAAGGGCCAGUUUGCUGAGCAUCUAAUGCAUGCAGGCUUUGUCAGUAGCAAGGACCCCAAAGACUCAAACUCUAAUGUCAACUCAGAAAAUGAGAAAUUGAUCAAGGCUGUGAUUGUAGCUGGUCUGUAUCCGAAGGUGGCAAUGAUAAGACCAGCUCUAAAUAAGAAGAAACCAAGCGUUAAGGUGUACACUCAUGCCGAUGGGAGAGUGUGUAUCCACCCAAAAUCAGUCAAUGCCGAAGAGACUGUGUUCAACUACACAUGGCUCAUCUACCACCUGAAAAUGAGAACAAGCUGUAUCUUCCUGUACGACUGCACCGAGGUGUCUCCAUUCUCACUGCUGUUUUUUGGGGGCGACAUCACCAUCCAGAAAGACGCAGACCAGGAGACUAUUGCGGUUGAUCAGUGGAUCGUCUUCAGGUCUCCGGCUCGCACCGCUCACCUCGUCAAGGGUCUAAAGAGAGAACUGGAUUCUCUGCUGGAGGAGAAGAUACGGAACCCUGCUCCUGUGGACUGGCAAAACCGUCAGUCCAAGGACUGUGCUGUUAUUACAGCCAUCAUAGACCUCAUCACCACCCAGGAGACGCCUGCAGGUGGUAAUGUCGCUGAAGACCGUAAUGCAACCUGUGCUAAUGCACUGAGAGGACAGCACAUUUUCUUUGACAACAAUGAUGAGAAUUAGAGGUGGCCACCUUUAAGUUUACCUCUGGACAGCUGUACUGUGUUGUCCUUGUGCUAUGGAACAACUUUGGACAGUGUGGAUGUUAACUGGGUUAUUUAUGAAAAUGUUGCUGUUGAAGAGCACCUUCAAAAAAGUUUAGCCAUGUUAAAUGAUACGUUCCUUUUUUUUUUCUUGCACAGACCAAUGUUCUCGCUCAGCAGCUGUUUUGUUAUUUGGUUAGUUCGUACAUCCUAGUUUGUAUAAACAUUGCUUUUGUUUGUAACUUCAUGGCACAAUAAAGACCAACAGAA
This is a messenger RNA of Thalassophryne amazonica, 3666 nucleotides long. It is a transcript of the gene dhx36, whose product is annotated as DEAH (Asp-Glu-Ala-His) box polypeptide 36. Lineage: Eukaryota; Metazoa; Chordata; Actinopteri; Batrachoidiformes; Batrachoididae. Gene Ontology annotation, cellular component: intracellular anatomical structure; cytoplasm; nucleus. The transcript has 26 exons. Bases 185 to 3376 code for a protein of 1063 amino acids. Gene Ontology annotation, molecular function: DNA helicase activity; ATP binding; G-quadruplex RNA binding. The record is from RefSeq and is a predicted model, not a curated record.